Molecule: messenger RNA, 2902 nt
Organism: Phytophthora nicotianae INRA-310
Lineage: Eukaryota; Oomycota; Peronosporomycetes; Peronosporales; Peronosporaceae
Exons: 5
Coding region: 566-2902 (778 amino acids)
Source: RefSeq, a predicted model, not a curated record
CCAAACCCUCGAUACUUGGGUGAAAGGUCACUUAUGUGAAAGUGACCUUUCCCACGAAGUAUCAUUCACCAUGGAAGGUGAUUGGCGUCAAGAUACUAGCGCUGUGCGCCGCUCUGGCACGUUUCCGGGACGACAGGUGCCUCUAGAGAUGGGGAAAGUCCGCGUUGGAGGAUCCGGGAGACCUGUGCCUGCAAUAUUCUCUUCUGCAACCUCCAGACGAGCUCUAACUGCGUCACAAGAAGCUGUCGCAGCAUCCGUCACUUUGUCACCUCGUGUGAUCAUGGAAGUGAGUUUUCAGUUUUCCGGCGUCUUGGUGGGCUAUUAUAUAUCAAACCGUGCGAUUAACAGUGCGUGGUUGUUUAAAUAAAAGUCACAUCCGCGAAGUCCAUUUCGACGUAAAGAAGAGUUUUCGAAGACUACGGUUCGAGUAUCAGAGGACUCGUCCAGUUCUGGUUUCCAAGUGAAAAAGGUCACGGGAUCUCACCUGAGUGCUCGCUCUCCUCAGAUCCGCAACAAACCCAGUCGCCAUUCAUCGGGAAAAGAGUUCUCAGCUCGUUCAGCAAAGAUGAAAAUUUAUCGGAUGGAAUUAUCCAAAUCUGAUGAAGGUGCUUCCAUCGGUCAGGUUGAGCUACUGGGAAAGACUUCGCAAGUACGUGAGCAAGUGGCGACAAGCGUCACGAAAAUUAAACAAUCCAGCGAGGUGGAGCUAUCUACUCGGGAUCAUGAUGAUUCAUCCGCAACGGAUUUAUUGCCUCCUGAAGAACGAAAGAAGGUGGUAUCGGUGCUUGUACCGGAAGAGCAUGCAUCGAAGCCCAAUUCCAACAACUCUCGCCCACUGGAAUCAUCUAGUCGAACGACGUUAGCGUUACCAAGCGCUGGUGAGGGUAUGUUCGUGUCAAGUAUGCCCUCACUCACUAAGCUACAAAGUUCUUUCACCGCAAGAGAGCUGGCGUUGUUUACACGGCGGCUAGAGGCAACCGAAUCAGAGAGGACUGUACAAACACGGUAUCACGUAGCUUCACACCCACAUACGACUACGACGACUAGUUCAUCUCUAACUACUGUCAAACCAGAGCGAGUUAGGAGCGAAGAAAAACGUACUACACAUAAGCGCGCAUUGCCAUCACCCAAGCCUGAUAAUUCAUUAUCCGAGAGACGUCAGGUAGAGUCAUCGUGGAAGCGAGUGGACUCGUCAAUUGAUCAUAUUUAUGAAGAUCCAUCCAUCGACAUGGUCCAGUUGCACUUGUUACACAGCCACAAUACUGUUACUGGGCAGAAGAAAAGGAAAAUGGUAGAACGUGAGCGCGUUCUCGCAGCAGCAUCGGAUCUACGUGAACAUCAGAGUGCAGAGCAGCAACGUAAAGAACAGCUACAACAGCGGAAGCUACAGCUUCAAAAAAUGUCCGACGCAAUUCGUCUGCAAAACCAGAGAGCUGUUCGCGCGAGAGCGAUACGUUCAUCAGAAAUGAACGAACGACGCGUAAAAUCUGGUCGACGUUCCGAGAGUGCACCAAGUCUUCCAGAACAACCGACAAGUGAAAAGCCAAGCACUGCGCUGGCCGACGAUGGCGUUCGUUUAGAACAAUCUGAGCAUGAACAUGAUGAAAACGAUGGAGAGGAAGGUGAAUACGAUGACAUUAAUCGCGACAGUGAGACUGGAAGUAAUCGAUCUGUCAGCAGACAUGCUGAGACUUCUUCAAGAGAACGCGAUAUCACAGAGUUUACUAGUGCAACCCGGAAAGAUGUACAACAUAAUCAGGUAUCCGUCGGUGCAUUAGAUUUCUUUGGAAUGUACGAUGUCAAUGGUGAUGGCGAAGAAAUAGAUAUUCGAUCGAUUGGAGUUCACAGCAUUGGGGUUGUGUGGCCUGUUCAACAACAAAGUAAGAUAACACCUGACAAACAAACAAUGAGAGCAGCGUCAUCGAGUUCAUCAUCGUCGAGCUCCUCAAGUUCAUCACCAUCAGCAGUGUCGCCAACUUCAGCUUCGCCCCAGUUGCGAAGAAACCAACAGUUUGUCAACUUGACUGAACAUUACGGGGAAGAGAUGAAUGAUAACGAAGAAGGCUCCGCUCGAAGCAAUGAUGAGACCAAAGAAGUAACACCUUCACAUAGUACGAAAGAAACUGAAGGGAGUGUAAAGAAUGGUCCGAAUUCCGAUGAAGAGUCAGAGUUGGAGAGUUUUUUGGUGCUCGGGCCCCAAAGAAAACUUUAUGCAACAGUUCGAGGUGCCAAUUAUGAGCGGAAAAAGAGUAGUACAGCUAACCACCCUAGUGCAGGUUUGCUUCGGCUUAUUCGUGAGACUGAUGACUCUUUAAGCGUCAUCGAUCGAGCAGCUAAAAAGUUGUACCAUGAACAGCUUGAGCGAUCAGAACGCGAGAGAGAAAAGGAACUACAAGAACGAAUAGAAGCAGAAAAGAAGAAACUGUUUGAGGAAGAUUUAGCGCUCAAGGCUGUGAUGGCUUCCAUAACCGGCAAAAAAGUGCUCAACGAGGCGGAUAGUGACGCCGAUGCGCAGUCGAGUGGCGAUGAGAACGAACUGCAAUCGUCACAGUACAAACGACUAGAGGAAAUCAUGGCUGAAGUUGAGAAAGAGCGUACUCAAGAGACCCAAGAGGGUCGCGGCCGUGGUGAAUCUACAGCUAAUAAAGAUGAAGAAAAAGAUCACAGCAAAGAGGAGUCAGCACCACCUCGAUUCAAGGACAUCCGAACUAGUGUACAAGUUGGUAGCGAUGAGGCUGAGGAAGACGACGAAUACGAAGCUGGAGAGGUACAUAAUGACGAGCAUAAUGCGUCAGAAGUUGGCAGCGAUGAGGCUGUAGAGGAUGUAGAAUACGACGCCGAGUCGUUUGAAGAUGCACAGAACGACGAGCAUAAUACGGCAGAAGUUGGUAGCGAUGAGUAG